GAGAAAACAAAAAAGUGACAGGAAAACAAGCUUUUUAUUCCCACACAACUGGAAGAGAAGAAGAAAGAGUGAGAGAGAGUGAGACAGAAGGAGAGAGAUCCUCUUCACCUCUCUCUCCACUUCUUCCUCUUCCUCCAGCAUGUCUCUCCCCGGCUCUCCUCCUCUGCUCCCCGGCUCCGGUGCACCGACUCCGGCUGCUCUCUACCUCUCCUCCAGCCCGGUGCACACCAACACCACCAGCACCACCAGCACCACCAACUCCCACUCCCACUCCCACUCCCUGUCCCCAUCACCACGGCUCACUGGGAGCAUGCUGGGAGCUUUCCUGCCCGGACCAGGGAGCGCACUGGUCGGACUGGGAAACGGUGGUGGAGGAGGUGGAGGAGCUGGAGGAGGAGGAGGUGGUGUUCUUGGUCCUCUCACCAUGGCGCAGAGCUCCAGCAGCCCCGGCCUGUGCAGUGAGUGCAGGCUGGUGGAGGUGCACGGUGUGAAGGUGGCCAGCUUCGGGGUGGACGGCCAGGAGCUCAUCUGCCUCCCUCAGGUGUUCGACCUGUUCCUGAAGCACCUGGUGGGGGGGCUGCACACCGUCUACACCAAGCUGAAGAGGCUGGACAUCGCACCGGUGGUCUGCACCGUGGAGCAGGUGAGAGUCCUGCGGGGGCUCGGGGCCAUCCAGCCCGGGGUCAACCGAUGCAAGCUCAUCUCCAGGAAGGACUUCGAGGUCCUGUACCAGGACUGCACCAGCGCCAGCUCUCGUCCGGGCCGUCCUCCGAAGCGUUGUUCUGGUGCCGGGAUCCAGGAAAGCCCGAGGCUGCUGCACCCGGGCCUCCCCGGCCUGCUGUCCCCCAACCUGCUGUCCCACACCGGCCUGACAGCGGCGGCCAUGGCUGAGCUCCAGAAGCUGCAGAAGAUGAAGAUGAUGAUGAGUCUCCAGAACGGCAACGAGUCGGACAACGACGACCUACACUCCAACACAGGAGGGAGCGAGUGUUCCUGGGACAAGGAGCGUCUGACCAGCCCUCCUGUAGGAGCCCACGGAGGAGGACCAGGAGGUGGAGGAGCACCAGGAGGAGGAGGAGGAGGGAGGGGGCCGUCAAUGGGAGCUGUCAAUCAACAACAACUCCAACAGCAACAACAGCUACUGGCGAACAGGUUGGACCUGCCCUUCAUGAUGAUGCCCCACCCUCUGCUGCCCAUGGGGCUGCCGCCUGCCUCGGUUGCCAUGGCGAUGUCACAGAUGAACCACCUCAACACCAUCGCCAACAUGGCCGCCGCCGCCCAGCAGAUACACACUCACGUACACCGGGCGCCUGUCAUCAAGGAGAGAGUGUGUGACAGUCCCUCUCUCUCUCCAUCUGUUGAUGAGACCAACACUCCUCUGCAGUCGCAGCCCAGCAGCUCGGCCUCCAGCUCGCCCGAAAGACUGGGAUUGGUGUCAGCUGAUGCAGACGUCGCAAUGACCAACCAGACUGCACCCAUCAAGAAAAUAACAAAGGACAAAGAAGACUCCUCGCUGGGUCAAGCCCUGCCCCCUGGCUUUCCUGCUCCGUUCCUAUUUGCUGACGGCCUGUCGUCAGUGGAGACCCUACUCACCAACAUACAGGGCCUUCUGAAGGUGGCGGUGGAGAACGCCCGGGUUCAGGACAAACAGAUCCAGGCGGAGAAGAGAGAGCUGAAGAUGGAGCUCUACAGAGAAAGGGAGAUGAGAGAGAGCCUCGAACGACAGCUCACCUCAGAACUACAGAGCAGAGCCUCCAUCCAGAAGCGUCUGAAGAAGGAGAAGAAGGCCAAGAGGAAGCUGCAGGAGGCGCUGGAGUUCGAGUCGAAGAGGCGGGAGAGAGUGGAGGGAGCUCUGAAACACUCGUCCUCGUCCUCCCCGUCUCCGGAGCCGCUGCACGCCGCCAACAACAACAACAACGACGCUGCUGUAGCCGAGGAUAAACCUGAACUUAAUGGAAACCAGCAAGACAACAGCGCUGUACAAGACUCCCGGUCGUUUCUGAAGAACCCGAUGAUGUUCUAGAAAGACAUGACUCCGCCUCCUGAAGCCCCGCCCCUUUCCCCAUCUCCCCCCCCCACCUCCUGCACAGAAGAACUCCACCAGCCCGCUUCCACGGCAACGACCUCCCCAGGCGGGAUUUGACCUUUUUUUUGAUGUUGCUAUGAAACAAUAAGACUACUAGGAGGACUGAUCUGGACUCACUGGGGUCGUCCCUCUUUCUUCUUCUUCUUCUUCUUCUUCUUCUUCUUCUUCUUCUUCUUCUUCUUCUUCUUCUUCUACUUCUUUUUAGAAAAACUUCACUCCAUUCAUUCCUUCUUCUUCUCUCCCUGCACCGAACUCCUCUCAUCCCUCGUUUAUUCAGAAAAAGAAUAAAUAUCUUAUCUGAGCAAUGAACGGAAGCGCCUGGAUCGGACUUCAACGCGCUUCUCUGAAUGGAUUGGAAGACUUUUCAAAACGCUCCAAUCACACGACGGUUUCCGAUCGGAUUGUUGAAGACAAGAUUGGGUUUAUGAAAAGACUAAAUGUUCUUAAAAAGGAAUUAAAAAAAAGAUUCAAACCCACCCCCCACCCACAUCUGGAACGCUGAUCGGAGGAGCCCAGGACUAGAGGAGGGGAUUAAAAAAAAGGAUAUAAAACAAUGUUAAGAAGGGGAUAAAAACAACUUGGGAUUCUAUUUCUGUCUCUCAAAGUUUAAUUCAUUUUUUUGUUUCCAUACAGGGACUGAAAAGAAUGCAUGGGAAAACUGUUCUUAUGUCGUCAUUCGGCUUAUUUUACCCUCCGUACACUCCUCACCCUCAACUCUUUACUUUCUAUAAAUGAGCUCCUCUUAUAUCUCUUGCUCCUCCCUAUAUCUAUAUUUUCCCCCUUCUCUCUCUCUCUCUCUCUCUCUCUGUAAGGAGGCAUUACUCUGAAUAUGUUGGAUGCAGCUUUUCAAUGUAUGAAGUCUUUUCUAUCACCCUUAAUAACCUGUGAAAUCAGUUUCUCAAAUGAUGCAAAUGUCUAAAAGAAAAAAACGACUAAAAAAAAAAAACUUUUUUAUUAAAAUGGAGUGAUUUUU
Molecule: messenger RNA, 3059 nt
Organism: Anoplopoma fimbria (sablefish)
Lineage: Eukaryota; Metazoa; Chordata; Actinopteri; Perciformes; Anoplopomatidae
Product: dachshund homolog 2-like
Exons: 12
Coding region: 140-2023 (627 amino acids)
Source: RefSeq, a predicted model, not a curated record